AGUUUCCGAGACUCCAUAUGAGCCCAAUACUCCUGUCCCGUCGUCAUCGUGUUUUCUGCAGACUUUACUUUUUAGCUUUUGUAGGUCUUUAGCUUUUGGAUAACUUCAGUUUAAGUUAAUUUAAGGUCUUCAUUUACUUGUGGGAAAAAAAAACCUUAUACCGGCGUUCAGACUCAGCUGGUCUGCGAGAAAGGUAUUUCAAAGAGGAACACUGGCUUUUUGAUACAGGGAAAACAGAGGACUUGGCCGACAGCGACUGCUGGGUCCUAGAAGCGGCACGUCACUGUGAUGGAGACCGUCCGCUCGCUGGCGCUGCUGUGCGCACUGUGCUGCGCAUGGAUGCGAUGCGGGCUGGCCUCUCGGAUGAAGCCCCCUGCGCUGCCCAUCCAGUCGGAGAAGGAGGCUCCCCCGUCCAAAGGAGCGUCAGGCUGCUCAUUCGGAGGAAGGUUUUACUCAUUGGAAGAUUCAUGGCAUCCAGACCUGGGGGAGCCUUUCGGAGUCAUGCACUGUGUCCAGUGCUACUGCGAGCUGCAAAGAAACCGUCGUGGAAAAGUAUAUGGGAAAGUGAGCUGUAAAAACAUCAAGCAAGACUGCCCUGAACCUAGCUGUGAAGAUCCCAUUCUUCUGCCAGGGAGAUGCUGCAAGAUCUGCCCCAAAGGAGAAGAGGAGAAGAAGCAGGUAGAGUCUGUGUUCGAUGGACUGGAGUAUUUACAGGAGAAGGACGACGACUUACACAAGUCCUAUAAUGACCGCUCGUACCUCAGCUCUGAGGACGUGCGGCCUGGGGAGAGUCGAACAGACUUUGUGGCGCUGUUGACGGGAGUGAUGGAUACCUGGCGGCCCAGUUCUAGUGGUGUGGGCCGGGCCCGUUUGUCCUUGUCGCGAAACAACCUAGUCUUCUCGAUCACCUUCAAAAGAAUGGCACGACCCAGUCGAGUUCUAUUCCAGGACAUUGAUGGCAACACCGUGUUCCAGUUCAGGGUGCCAAGGCCAGAUUCGACACAGUCCAAUAUGGUAUGUGGAGUCUGGAAGAACCUCUCCAAGUCUCAGGUACGUCUGCUGCAGGCAGAGCUUUUGCGGAUCACCAUGGCGACCGGAGGCAGCCGGCAGGACGAGAUCCGGGGCAAAGUCAUCAAACACCGGGCACUGUUUGCAGAAACCUUCAGCUCCAUGUUAACAUCUGAAGAAGAACAUUCUGGUAUGGGGGGAAUUGCCAUGCUGACCCUCAGCGACACAGAGAACAACCUCCACUUCAUUCUUUUGUUCCAGGGGCUCCUGGAAAACCAUGAAACAGAGCACCCUCUAGUGCCCAUCCGGGUGCAACUGCAGUACCGCCACCAUGUGUUGAGGGAGAUCCGCGCCAACGUGACCGCCUAUGACCCGGACUUCGCGGAAGUCCUGGCGGAUCUCAACAGCCGCGAGCUCUUCUGGUUGUCCCGCGGACAGCUGGAGAUCGCCGUGGAGACCGAGGGCCGCAGCCCACGCCGCAUCUCGGGAUUCAUCACCGGCAGGAAGUCAUGUGACACGAUCCAGAGUGUCAUGUCCAGCGGUCACGCCCUGACUCCCGGCAAGACCGGCAGCGUGGGCUCCGCUGUCUUCUUUCUCCACGACAACGGGUCCCUGGAUUACCACGUGCAGGUGGUGGGCGUGUCCAGCCAGGUGGUGGGUGUGACCAUCGAGAUGAAACCUCGGCGGCGGAACAAGCGCAGCGUGCUGUAUGACCUGAGCGGCGACUAUGCGGGGGGGCGCGCACACGGCAGCUGGAGUCGCAUGGAGGCGCGACACAUCCAUAUGCUGCUGCAGAAUGAGCUGUUCAUCAAUGUCGCUACCGCACACCACCAGGAGGGGGAGCUCCGGGGGCAGAUCCGCACCCUGCUGUACAGUGGCCUUGACACGCCCCGCCACGAGCUCCCUGUUCCGCUGGCGGGACAGUUUGUGUCACCCCCUGUGAGCACCAGUGCUGGGGGCCAUGCCUGGGUGUCUGUGGAUGACAGGUGUCACCUGCACUAUGAGAUCGUGGUGGCUGGACUCAGCAAAAGUGACGACGACUCUGUCAACGCCCACCUUCAUGGAUUGGCCGAGAUUGGUGAGCUGCAGAGCAGCAGCCCCGCCCACAAGCGACUGCUCAUGGGGUUCUAUGGCUCUCAGGCCCAGGGCAUCUUGAAGGACCUGAGCCAUGAACUUCUUCAGCACCUGGACGAAGGAACUGCCUUCAUACAAGUCAGCACCAAGAUGAACCCUCGAGGAGAGAUCCGGGGGCGGGUCCACGUGCCCAACAGCUGCCAGUACGGGAGCAGGGCAGAGACGGAUGAGGCGGAAUUCGACGACCUGCUGUUUGUGCAGGACCCUGAGGAGCUGAAGAAGGAGCCUCACACCUGCUUCUUCGAGGGCGAGUAUCACGCCCACGGCUCACACUGGACGCCCCAUUACAACAACUGCUUCAGCUGCAGCUGUCAGAAAAAGACGGUGAUCUGUGACCCCAUCCUGUGCCCGGUUCUGACCUGUCCGCGCACCAUCCAGCCCGACGACAAGUGCUGCCCCAUCUGUGACGUACAAAGCAGGGAGGUAGUGCCCCCAGAGGUCCCGGAGAGAGCCGACGAGCAUCCAGAAGGCUGCUACUUUGAAGGUGACCAGAAGAUGCACGCCCCUGGUACCACUUGGCACCCAUUCGUCCCCCCAUUUGGGUACAUCAAAUGUGCCGUGUGCACCUGCAAGGGCUCUACAGGAGAGGUGCACUGUGAGAAGGUGACCUGCCCCCCCCUCCCUUGCAGCCAGCCCGUGCGCCGCAGCCUCUCUGAUUGCUGCAAGGUGUGUCCUGACGAGCCACGCCCCCUGGAGCUCCGCUCUGCCCCCGAUCAUGGCGAGCUCAUGCAGGCCGACGGGGCACGCGACUGCAAGUUUGGCAAGAGUUUCUACCAAAACAGCGAACACUGGCACCCAAGGGUCCCCCUGAUGGGUGAGAUGAAGUGCAUCACCUGCUGGUGUGAUCAUGGCGUGACCAAGUGCCAGAGGAAGCAGUGUCCCAUCCUGACCUGCAGCCAAGUCGUCCGCCGGGAGGGGCACUGCUGCCCUGAGUGCCAAGAUGUGCUCAACAAGGAGGAGGUGGAUCUGAUGAAACUACCAGAGAAGAAGAAGAGCUGGAGACACUGAGGAACAGCGUGGCACCCCCCCACCCCCCC
Paramormyrops kingsleyae is the source of this 3179-nucleotide messenger RNA. RefSeq names its product chordin (gene chrd). NCBI's taxonomy places the organism in Eukaryota, Metazoa, Chordata, Actinopteri, Osteoglossiformes, Mormyridae. Gene Ontology annotation, biological process: negative regulation of BMP signaling pathway; multicellular organism development; dorsal/ventral pattern formation. The record is from RefSeq and is a predicted model, not a curated record. Gene Ontology annotation, molecular function: BMP binding.